AUGAAUUAUAUUGAAGUCGCCGUGUGGACCAGGUGGUGCCUUUUCGCGGCGGUACUGGGCACUGCCCUCAGUCUGGCAUCUGCCGAGUUAACCGCAGGCGGCCUUGCAGCGCUGCCCUCCAGCUUUCAGGGGGACGUGACCGACAGAGCCGCUGGUCUCAAAAGCUGGGGCAAGCUCCUUGGCCAAGCUGUCAUCUUCAACCAGGCGGGAGAUGCAUCGCGCGGGGCAUACUCUCUGGAGUCGCUCAUCCAGAAGGCACAGCAUCAGAUCAUCCUCCAGGCAGCCGGGCUCGCGAAGAACACCGAACAGAAGGCGCCGCUGCAGUUUAAUGAGGAGAAGGCAAAUGAGAACCCACUGGAGAAGUGGACUCGCGUGUUGGUAGAGGAGGCUAAUGCGCAAGCCAAGAAGGCCUUUGGGAAAGCGUACUCUACCCUCAACCGCGCCGGCAAAGCUGCCUUCUCAGCCUUCAACCCGACCGGUGCAGAGGCGGCAACAGAGGCAUCCAACGAGGAGCAGGCGGGCGGAGAAGAGACCGAGCUGCCACCCUUCAUCAAGGACGCCGAGCUGUUUGAGCUUGGAGCCCCUUCAGUGUUCUCCUAUGAAUGGGAACCCAUCUCCACCACAGUGGCAGGCGUUGAUCUGGAGGUCAACAUCUUCAACAUCGCACCAUGCGCAGUCGUUUUGGACGCAUCCGGUGUCAAGGUGGAGAACACGCUCAUCAAGGUGGAGCCGAUGCUGAUUCAUAUCAACCCCAAGGCGGUGAAUGUUGAGGCUUCCCUGAUCGAGGUGGCCCCAAAGCUCAUCAGUGUGUCUCCCUACGGCGCAGCACUCAACAUCGAGCUGCCAAGGCACAUCCACGUGGAGGGCUCGGCCAUCGAGGUGUCUCCUGUUGGAGAAGAGACCGAAUUCGGCCCAGGAGCCGAUGCAGAGGGGUGA
Coccomyxa subellipsoidea C-169 is the source of this 936-nucleotide messenger RNA. RefSeq lists its product as hypothetical. The coding region runs from base 1 to 936 and encodes 311 amino acids. The transcript has 7 exons. The record is from RefSeq and is a predicted model, not a curated record. Lineage: Eukaryota; Viridiplantae; Chlorophyta; Trebouxiophyceae; Coccomyxaceae.